AUUUUCUUUUCAUCGGUUCCCACGAGAUAACUGAAGAGUGCGGUCACGUUAGUACAACGCUGACAGAAGAAGGAUCAGCAAACUGCCAUGGAGGAAGACCCCGAAAGGGGCAGAAGUAACUACUUCGCCAUACUAGGCGAGCCACCAAAAACAAAACUCAGCAAAGCGCUCGAAUCAAUCACAACCGAAAAGCCCCUAGAAAUAUCAUUUACGAGAGAUGGAGACCUACUUUUACUUAUAAAAACUCAACAGCAAGCGAACAAAUUCCUUAAAGCAACACAAUUGUCAAAUAUUUGCAACAUUUCUGUCUCUCUCCACCCUACGCUUAAUAUAUCCAAAGGUGUAGUUUAUUCUGGAGUUCUAAAGCAUCUAAGUGAAGAAGAAAUCGUAGAAGGUCUAAAAGAACAAGGUGCAGUGGAAUGUAAAAAAAUAAGAAAAUAUAUAGAAGGAAAACACACUGACACUCCGCUUCACAUCGUCUCCUUCAACACUUUUACUCCUCCAAAAGAAGUGAACAUAGGAUGGCUGAAAGUAAAAGUUGAACCAUAUAUUCCAUCGCCCAUGCAAUGCAAAAACUGUUUUUUAAUCGGCCAUACAGCUAAACAUUGCACCUCUGAAGCAAAAUGCAAUGUAUGUUCAUCUUCCAUCCACGACUUGACACCUUGUUCGAGAGUGCAAUGUAUCAACUGCAAACAAAAUCAUCGCUCAAACAACAAACAAUGCCCACGUACAGAAAAAGACAAGAUAUUUUGAAACACAAAACAAUCAAUAAAUGCUCAUUUAGGGAAGCUAUAGAAACAAUCAACAAAAAUAAUACUGACUACAGCAAAAAUGUACCAGAAGAACGCAUCGAAGAAGCAACUUAAAAAAGAAUUAAAAAAACACAAACAAAUUUAAACGACAACAAUAACGUUCAUAAAAAAAAUACAAUUACUUUACACAGCGCAAACCACGAACCAAGCCGAAAAGGAAACAUGUAUCAAACUUCAAUCAAUUCUACAAUACCACCAACCGAAUUACAUUUACAACCGAAUUUUCGACAACAUUUCGAGCAACGUAUUAGCCAUCCCAACAACCCUACAAAUGCACUAAUUACAACAAACACCCACAUCCCACUCACAAACUUAGAGUUCACAAACUUAGAGUCCUCUACCGAAACAUUAGAAUACAACACCGAAACACAUCAAUAUUAACAUAGCUUCCUCUCACCUUUAAAUCUUCUCGCUAUACGUCAAGAGGAAAACAAAUUAAUAAGAUAUUCCCAAUAUGGUACUUAAAAUUGUCCAGUGGAACAUUAAUGGAUACCACAACAAUAAUAACGAACUACGCUUACUUAUAAAAGAAAAUAACUAUAAAAUCAUAGCUUUACAAGAAACUCAUCUUAAGGAAAGCCCUCCCACAAGAUAUGUGCCAAAAAACUUUUCAAUAUACGGAUAUAAUGACAUAUCAACAGAAGAAAAUGCAAAGCGAGGAGUCGCUUUCCUUGUAGCAGACAACAUAGAAUUUACUCCCCUUGAGCUACAUACUAGUUUACUCGCAAUAGCAAUCAAAGUUAAGUCUCAGAUAAAUUUCACCUUUUUAAAUAUUUAUUCAUCACCUGAUGAUCAAUUUGCUGAGCACGACUUGCACGAACUCAUUUCAUACGUGAAUGGGCCACUACUAAUAGUGGGUGAUCUGAAUGCUUGGAGCCCAAUAUGGGGAUCUCCACGAUUCAACAGUAAGGGUAAAAUUGGCACUAAAUUUAUUGAAAAUACAAACCUUUUAAUUUUAAACGACAAAAGUCCAAUACCAAAAUACAAAAGAGCGAAUGCUAUAUUUAAGCGUGAAGUAAAAACCUCAAAAAGAGAUGCUUUUGCGACCUUCACUAAGGAUAUAAAUUGCAACACUCCAUCAAAAGUUCUAUGGAAUAAAGUAAAUGUACUACAUGGAAACCGCCCCCAUAACCUCAUUCACUCAAUUGAAAAGGAAAACAAUUCAUCAACUUCCGAUCCUCUUGAAAUAGGCAACACGUUAGCAAGAGCAUGGUCAAAUUACUCAAAAAACUUUAAUUUUUCGGAACAGUUCGUAGAACAUAAAAACCGUUUUAUAAAUGUUAUAAAUGUAGUAUAUCCACUAAGUAAAACGUCCAGCGCAAUGGAGGGAAACUUUUCAAUACAAGAACUCGAUGGAUGUCUAGCUUCGCUAAAAGGAAAGAGUCCCGGCCAAGAUAACAUCCCUUAUGAAUUGCUGAAACAUCUACCUUUUGUUGGCAAAAGCAAACUCUGUGAGCUGUAUAACCACAUCUUUAACACACAUACCAUACCGCAACAAUGGUACCUAUACCGAAACCUAAUAAGCCGAAAAGUAUUACCGAAGGAUAUAGACCCAUAUCCCUCAUCUCUUGCCUAUCAAAAGUAAUGGAAAAGAUGAUAUCUAGGAGGCUUAUGUGGUACCUUCACACAAACAAGCUACUCUCGAGCAACCAAACCGCUUUCAUACCUGGAAGCAACACUACCAACUCAUUACUUCGCCUAGAUGAACAUAUCGCAGAUAAUAUUUCCAGCAGGAACCACAUUUCACUCAUUUCCCUAGACAUGGAAAAAGCAUUCGAUAGAGUCGGUUUGCCUCCGUAUUAGACCAAAUUUUGGCCUGGAAGU
Bactrocera tryoni is the source of this 2636-nucleotide messenger RNA. RefSeq lists its product as uncharacterized. NCBI's taxonomy places the organism in Eukaryota, Metazoa, Arthropoda, Insecta, Diptera, Tephritidae. The record is from RefSeq and is a predicted model, not a curated record. The transcript is spliced from 2 exons. The coding region runs from base 1267 to 2397 and encodes 376 amino acids. Gene Ontology annotation, molecular function: catalytic activity.